Messenger RNA from Cladocopium goreaui, 2082 nucleotides. Lineage: Eukaryota; Dinophyceae; Suessiales; Symbiodiniaceae. The record is from the annotation of a GenBank genome assembly.
UCAUGCCUGUCAAACAAGAAAUAUUGGAACAGAUUCAGCAUGCAGUGGCCAACGAUGCAACUGGCGAGCCAAUCUUGCAGUGGGCAGACGACAUGCAACAGGAGACCCAUCACGAGAGCAAGAUGGCGGCAGCAUCAAGGAUACACAUGCACAAACAGGUGCAUGAUGGUUGCCGCGAAGCAUCAGAAGAGUGGGAGAAAGCUGAGAUGGCUUUGUCACAGGUGUUGAAAUCCAAAAAACGCAUGAAGGAUCCACAUGGUCAAUUUCGCUUGCCGGCUUUUGAUGGAGAGAAACCUCACACUGCACCCAGUGCUGAACUGUCUGGCCUUGACUCGGAGGAGCGGUCCCGCAACCUCUCUCAGACCAGAUCUGCAGCCGUCCUCGAACGUGCGCGUUUGAUGCGAUGCAGGGCGGCCGAGGCCAGCAAAAAGCUGAAGGACCACGCCAAGCGACGAUUGCGUGUAAAGAUUUCAGAAAUCCUGAGAGAAGUGCAUCGACGUCAAAACUUAAGGCGGCACCAGGAAAAAGUUUGGACCUUUCGAGAGGAAAGACAUAAGAUCGGCCGUGGUCCGGCUGCAUCCAUCGGUGAUGCUGAUGACUUUGCCCUGGGUCUCGGUGCCGAUGAGUUCGAGGAUGCGACACCUCGUAGGCGUUGCAUUCUGGACUCGCUGUCCUUGGAGGAACUUGACCUCGUUAGAUCAAAUCCUCGGUGGUAUUUGGAGUCCAUGGACUCAGAUUUCGAGGACUACGACAUGUCCGGAAAUCGCGAGCGGCUUAUCGACUUCUUCACACCUGCCCGGAAGGACAAAAACGUGUCCAUUGAAUGCUACGCCCAGCGGUUGCGUGCUAGACUAGCUGCUGCUGAAGCACAGGAUUUGCAUGAUUCUGUCCCCAGCCAGAAAAGAAGUUGGCAAGCGUUUGGCGAGUCCUCAGGUGGCUUUUCCCAGUCCUAUUCAAGCCUUGGCCGUGCAGGAAGUGCUCAAACGAGCUUAAUGCAAGCCAGCACGACAAGUUUACCGGCGGACAUUUCACAGAUGUCAACAGUUGCUAGCUUUGGACGUAGAGAGCCAAUUCGAGAUGACCGUGCCUCUCCAACGAUGCAAAAGGUUUGGGAGAAGCGUCGCAGAAAGGAGGAGAGAGAUGCACAGAUCUUGGAAUCUCGUCGUCUUGCGGCUGAAGAGCGCAUGGUGAGAAAUGCCUUCAACGUGAGCCAGCAGAUCCGCGACUAUGAAUCGACCCAAUCGAAGUACAAGGAGCUUCAUCAGCUCCGGAUGGCAGAGGCCUUGGAGCGCAAGGCUGCACAAGAUGCUCAGGAACGGCUGGCGGUGCUCGAUGAGGUGAAGCUUCGCAAGAUGCGGCGGGCCUUGGACAUUGCAGACGAACAGCUGGAGCUCAAAAGGGACCGGGUCAGCGAUGCCUUGAAGGUUUGGCAAGCUAGUGUUCGCCGGUGCCGACGCCAUGCAAUAGCUGAGGAACGGAAGGCCAAAGCCAACUUGGAAUCUAGGCAAGAAGCUUACCUGGCUCGGCUGACCAAGGCUGGCAAGUUCAGAAGCGAGAAGAUGGAGACGCAAGCGCAAAAGAACGACAAGCUCAAGUCCAGGAUUCAAGUCUCACUGAUGCAGCAGUUGGAUGAGCAAAGAAAACUGGAUUGUGAUCGGCUUGCCUUGGAGACGGAAGAGAAGUUGGAAGCUGCCAGAUAUCGGCGCUAUCGGAACUUCAAUAAGUACAACUUCCUGGAGCGCGCCUUUGGAGAGCAGGUUCCUUUUGACCACAAAUUUGCCUACACGUCGUCUCUGAAGAACCAAUCGCGACUAAAGUCAAUGAGCUCAAAGCUGAACCUGGACUGAGAACGAGCUUGACGCCGCCUGGGAACGAUGAAGUGCACCUGCUUCGAGUCGGUUCCCUUUGGUAUUUUCUUUUUAAGCUCAUCAUGGUCUAAAACAGUAUCCAGCCUGAUCCAGCCGUUGCUUUUUAAAAACUCCUAGUUUCACGCCACAUUGAGGGUGUUGCGCAUUGCGCAACAUGUUGGUCUCAAAGCAGCAACACAACCGCUAGCAUGUCCAAAGACAUGUUGCAGCAAAA